AUUUUAAUUAUAGCUUUAUUUUUUCAUAUUUCAUGAUUAUUUUCUGAGUGAAUCUUAUCGAUUAUCACCAUUUCCUACCUAUCAUUAUUGUUUAUCCUUUAGGGUCAUUUUGUGGACGGCGGCAUUGCAAAAUUUCAAUUAAAUUAAUACUCCCACCUCCCAAAUUAUUUUUUUUACUUUUUCUUUAGUAGUAGGUUCCAAAAAACUUCUCAUUCUAUUUUUAAACUAUACCCUAUUAUUAAUAAUAUAUUAUUUAUUUUUUCACCAUUAUCAUUAUUUUAUUCAUUUUUAUUUUUUACUUUUUCACACUUUUAUUUUAAAACUCGUGUCUCUUCCUCCUAAAAAGUUAUUUGAGAAACAGUGAGAAUAUAUUUUAAAUAAUACUCCAUCCAGCCACUAAAAAUAGAGCACAUUUUUUAAUAAAAUGAGUGGUAUUUUUUUAUAGUGGAAAAUGUAUCUUAUCAUUAUACGAAAUGAGUGGUUGAAAUUGAAUUAAAAGUGGCUUUCUUUUGUAAAUAAAAGAUAUUUGUAAGGAUAAAAAAUUUAAAAAAAAAUAUGAGGGCCCAUGCAUUAAAAGAGAAAGUGAUCCAUUUUUUUUGGACAAUAAAAAUAGUAGUUAUGCCCAAUUUUUUUAUGGACGGAGGGAGUGCUAUAUGGGUGAAUACAAUCACCCUAAUUAAAUCUUUUUAAAUUGAAAAUAAUACUAUAUUUUAAUUAAUUAUUAAUUAAAAUUUAAAAUAUAAUUGGUGCGGCCGCAUAAAAGUUUUCAUGUUCUUUUUUCGGGUAAUUAAAGAUGUGAUUUUAAGGGUAGGCUUGGUGUUGGGUGUUCUUGGUUUCUUUUUUCAUAUGAAUGUAAUAUCAUCCACUCACAUACAUUAUUUAUAGGGAAGAUUAUAUUUGAUUUUAUGAAUAUUGUCGAUGACCCUUUUUUGCCAUUUCCAGACAUUUUUUAAAGAAGUAUAAUAGGAGUAUCUUUUUAGGUGGGUAGGGCAAAACGCCAGGCUAUGUUUGGCCAAUAGUUUAUUUGCAUGCAUGGACUCUACUCUCUCUCCCUCUCAUAAAUCACAUCUACUACUAUAAAUACUCUAUUUUUCCCUCAUUCAAACACAUCCAAUACUACAAUACUUAACUCUCUUUCUACACUACUCAUCUCAUCUUCAAUGGCAACUCAUAAAUUUCUUGUAGCUUCAAUCCUUCUUGCAAUUCUAGUCAUCAAUGGAGUCCAAGCACUCCAAGAGGCUAGCAAUGCUGCACCAGAAGAGGCAUCAGCCUUAAAAAUUGAUUGUAAGAGUGCUUGUGCAACAAGAUGCAAACUAUCAAGCAGGCCCCAUCUGUGCAAGAGGGCCUGCGGAACUUGCUGUGCCCGGUGUAGCUGCGUGCCACCGGGCACCUACGGCAACUACAACGCCUGCCCGUGCUACGCUUCAUUGACUACUCACGGCAACAAGCGCAAAUGCCCUUAAUCACAUUCUCCAGAAAAAAUAUCUCUAAAUUUUACUUGUAUUAUUAUGAUCUGUAUUUUUUUUUCGCGCGUUCAUAUUCUAUCGUGUGUAAUUUAAUCGUAUAUUGUGUGUAAUUUGAUUGUAUAUGGUAAAACAAAUAAAUAAAGAACAUGCAUGUGUGUAGCAACGUUUGUUGCACACCAUGUUAAAUAUA
This is a messenger RNA of Salvia miltiorrhiza (redroot sage), 1656 nucleotides long. RefSeq names its product snakin-2-like. The transcript is spliced from 3 exons. Lineage: Eukaryota; Viridiplantae; Streptophyta; Magnoliopsida; Lamiales; Lamiaceae. The record is from RefSeq and is a predicted model, not a curated record. Bases 1161 to 1463 code for a protein of 100 amino acids.